Molecule: messenger RNA, 1793 nt
Organism: Pseudophryne corroboree (corroboree frog)
Lineage: Eukaryota; Metazoa; Chordata; Amphibia; Anura; Myobatrachidae
Product: lysophosphatidylserine lipase ABHD12-like
Exons: 14
Coding region: 243-1346 (367 amino acids)
Biological process (GO): phosphatidylserine catabolic process; monoacylglycerol catabolic process
Cellular component (GO): endoplasmic reticulum membrane
Molecular function (GO): phosphatidylcholine lysophospholipase A1 activity; monoacylglycerol lipase activity
Source: RefSeq, a predicted model, not a curated record
ACAUGGCUGCUGGAAACAAUGCACAGAGACCUAGAUGCUGUACACAGGAUCUUACCAGCUCUCACACAGAGGAAUCCUCACAGGUGGUUUAAUCAGAAGUGAGCAACACAACACAACACUACACAACACUACACAACACAUGCUGCAGCUGAAAGCUGAGAACUGCCCGGCACCUUGCUGGACUGAGAGAAAUCCCUGCAGAUCAGGAGGAGUAAAAGGGACCUGGAACAGCCAUCGCUAGAAUGAAGAGAAGGGAUCCUCCACCGAAAGGGGGCUCUGGGACUGUUUCCCACGGUAAGGGACAGUGGGGCAGCUCUGGGGACGUUCCAAACCCCAAAAAAAGGAUUGCACAGAGUAAAAGCCGACCUUUGCCACGUUGGGUUCUAUACCUGAAAGUGUGUGCGCUGAUUCUCGCCCUCACAUACAUAAGUGUGCCAUUUAUUAUCAGGAUUUUCCCUGCACUGCUUGGCAAGGUCGUUUAUUUAAAUAUGGUCAAAAUUCCUCUUUUUGUGGACUUGAAAAACCCCGGAGAGCUCCUGAAUUACACCACAAAUUUCUACCUCUCACCUGAAGAAGGGAUACACAUCGGCGUCUGGCAUACCGUGCCUGCCAGCAGGGGGGAAGAGGUGACGGGGAAGGGCCAAAGAUGGUUUGAAAAGACCCUAUCUGACGACAACCCAAUUAUAAUUUAUCUCCACGGUAAUGGAGGAACCAGGGCCGUUGAUCACAGAGUGCAGCUAAUGAAGGUGCUUAGCAAAGCCGGCUUCCACGUAUUGUCGCUGGAUUACAGAGGUUUUGCCGACUCCACUGGUGAGCCAAGCGAGGAGGGGGUGACCCGCGAUUCUGUCUACUUAUACGAAUGGGUGAAGGCUCGUAGUCAUGGAAAUCCUGUUUGUCUGUGGGGGCAUUCCCUGGGUACCGGCAUAGCCACCAAUGCAGCCAGGAAGUUACAAGAAAAAGGGGCCGCAGCUGACGCGGUUAUACUAGAGGCCCCGUAUACCAAUAUCCGAGAUGCCGGCGCAUUUCACCCAUUUGGAAAGAUAUAUCACAUGUUCCCGGGAUUUGAGUACUUUUUCCUGGAUACAAUGGCGCUGGCCAAUUGCGUGUUCCCGAAUGAUGAAAACAUUAAAGUCCUGACGAGUCCCCUUAUGAUCCUGCAUGCAGAGGAUGACCAUGUUGUGCCCGUAACGAUGGCUAAAGAGCUCCAUGAAAUCUCUAUAAACUCCCGUCAUCCCAGUGCGGUGAAGCUGGUGGUAUAUCCCGCAGAGCUGGGCUACAAACACAAGUUCAUCUAUAGAGAUCCUCACCUGACUGAGAAGCUGUGGGAUUUCCUGAACAACAUCUAAUAUCACAUGUUAUGAAGCCGCCACGGAGUAUAUAACGUCACUUCCACCAGCACUCCGUAUAACGGCUUCAAGGGACAGCAGCAAUCAGAGGUCUUCCUUUACGGUGUACACAUCUGCAUAAACGGACACCAGCCAUCACGGACAAGAGAUGUGUAUUCUGCCUGGAUAACUAGACUAUGGGUAUAAGGGCUGUAUUGUGCGCCAGGGCGAGAUAUUCUUAGGCGCAGUGCCAGUCCAGAUUUAUAUGCCCAAUCAGAUAAUCCCCCUAACUGCACAGAUUUACCCCCUAUUGCCCAACUGACCAGAAGUAAUCACAUUGCAUCAGAUCACUCUCCGCCUGGAAACAGACGUCACAGCUCUCCCAGGCCCCAGUCUUUAGCAUCACUCAUUAAAGAUAAUGGCCAUAGGUUUGAGUAAAGUAAAUUAUUGCUACCAUACAUCCAAUAA